AUGUCGGAUCGACUGUGGACCGAAAAGUAUUCGCGCUACCAAGUCGGAAACGACGCGCAGGUAGAGCAUCUGGAGAAUUGGCUACGAGACUUUAUGGACCGGAAACCGGGGACUAAGCGGGCCGCUCUCCUCACCGGCCCACCGGGCACCGGAAAGACGACCACCGCCUACAGGGUCUUGGAAGCGGCCGGAUGCUGCGUCGUCGAGCACAACAGCUCGAACGUCAGGACGAAGCUGCGCUUUGAGGCCGGGCUUAUGGAGACCGUAAACUCGGGCUCCAUAAUGGGCAUCUGCAACGCCAUCCUGAUAAAGGACGUCGACUUCCUGAACCCGUCCCUCGGAGGCCUGGAGGUGCUCAUGCGGCUCAUAAAUCCCGUCCGGGGGCUGAACAGAUCUAUCAAGGCUCAGGACAGGGCGGCCGCGCAGCUCGUGUGGAAAAUCCCCAUCAUCUGCACGAUCAACGGCGUGCCGAGGGGGCGCCUCAUCGACAUGGAGUCAGACAGUGAGUCUAUCAGGUUCGACAGGUUGACAGCAGUCGACCUCUCGAAGCUUGGUCUCCACAUCAUGGCGAUGGAAGGGGUCAUUCCGGACGAGCAGGUGGUGAGACACGCGGUCGAGGUGGCCGGAGGCGACGCCAGGAGCUUCCUCAACAUUCUGCAGAGCGGGCUCGGAGGGGCCACCGACAAGGAAGUGUCCCUCAUGGACAGCGCCAGGCUGAUCCUGGGAGAUAGCCCCGCAAGCGUCACGUCCAUCGUAGAAAGGACGGAGCACGACGCUCUGUCGAUGAUUUCAAUCUACUUUGAGAACUAUCUCUCCUCUGGUGGGCCGGAAGACCUGGCGACGGCGUCCGACCAGCUCUCACAGUCCGAUGUGGUGGAGAGCCGUGCCUUUCGGAACCACGACUUCUUCCUCCUGAAAUUCGCGGGCACUAUCGGGUGCAGCUCGGCCGCGAGACAGAGGCCGAGAGGCGGCAGUCUGAUGAUAGACAUGCAGCAGAGGCUGAGCAGGAGGAACUCCCCCGCGUUCCGGGGCAAAGUGACGGACGACCUUUUCUUCUCCAAUCUAAGAUCAAAGUGCUCGUACAUAGCCAUCAAGGGGAGGCAGCUGGCCACCCUGAGGUCGAAAAUGCUGAGAAGCGAGGCGGGAGCAGAGAUUGUCGAGUUCGUCGCGACUACCUUGACGAAGUUGCUGCGAAACGAAAACGCGUUGGCAGUUGCCAGAUUUUUGCGGAAUAGUGGGUUAACUGCAGAGAUGGCAGAGGACUGCUUGAGGAUCUCGAGCUUCAAAGUGGUCCGGGCCCGCGACCGGAGUCUUCUGAAAACCUGUGCAGGGACGAAGGGCGAGGAGUUGGAGCUGUGUAUUGCAGACGCGCCGCCCCAGACCCUGCUCGACGGAGAGCUGGUAUCGUCAAAGACGGACCCGGCAGAUAAACAGUUCCUAGUCUUUGAUGCAUUGCAUACAUGCAAAGGCAGCUUGAUCGACCGGAACCUGGGAGACCGGCUCGAUGCAGCGCAACGGGACUUUUUCGACAAGGGUCGGGUGGCGGUCAUGUCCGUCCACGGCAGAGACAUCAUGAUCCCCAUCCUGCUCAAGAUUCACGUCCCGGUGUCCAAGGGCUUGGACUUUGUGUCGACUGGCAUCCCCCAGCUGCCGUACCGCACCGACGGUCUCAUCUUCACACCGACGGACCGGCCGCUGACGUUUGGGACGAGCCGAAACAUCUUCAAGCACAAGCAGCUCACCAGAAAUACAGUCGACUUUGCUAUCACUGGCGCAGACGGAGUGUACUAUUUGGGAGUAAAUGACCGUGGAUCUUUGAAGAAUGUAGGGAAAUUCCGUCUCGAUGCGAAUUCGGCCCUGCUGCAAAUGAUCAUAGACGGGAGGAUUCAGAGAGGAUUUCCGCCCAUCUACGAGUGCAGUUUCGUCCCCGAGACGUCAAGCUGGAAGCCCGUCAAGCUGAGGAGAGAUAAAGAUAGGCCUAAUUCUAUGAUGGUGUACGACGCAACCCUAAAAAACAUCAGCGAAAACAUUGAGAUUCACGAGCUGUUUGCAUAA
Klebsormidium nitens is the source of this 2055-nucleotide messenger RNA. NCBI's taxonomy places the organism in Eukaryota, Viridiplantae, Streptophyta, Klebsormidiophyceae, Klebsormidiales, Klebsormidiaceae. The record is from the annotation of a GenBank genome assembly.